UUCUUCUGAAGGUGCAACUUUUCGCCAACAGAUGACGUUUCUUUUACGUGCUCAUAAACAUGAUUGUUGACUUUCUAUUACUUCCAUCUUCAUCAAUUACGUUACAUUUAACUUAUUUAAGAUGAAACUUGUGAGCAGAUAUAUAGAAAGAGACGGCACAGGACGAGUCGCUCUCAUCCCCGAGAAUCCUGAGGAUAUGUGGCAUGCAUACAACCUUAUAUCUCACGGAGACACUGUUAGAGCUUCAACAAUCAGAAAAGUUCAAACUGAAUCGGCAACAGGCUCAUCUAGUAGCAGAGUCCGGACCAUGCUUACAAUUGAAGUUGAAACCAUUGAUUUUGAUACUCAGGCUUGUGUAUUGCGGUUAAAAGGAAGAAAUGUAGAGGAAAAUCAAUAUGUCAAGAUGGGUGCAUAUCACACUGUUGACAUUGAGCCUAACAGAAAAUUCUCAUUAACCAAAGCCUGUUGGGAUGUUGUGGCUCUUGAACGCAUUGACAUGGCAUGUGAUCCAAGCCAGAAUGCAGAUGUUGCUGCAGUUAUAAUGCAAGAAGGUUUGGCCAAUGUCUGUCUUGUUACAGGAGCAAUGACCCUGGUGAGAGCUAAAAUUGAUGUAACCAUUCCCCGCAAGAGAAAAGGGAAUACAUCACAACAUGAAAAGGGCUUACAAAAAUUUUAUGACACCGUCUUGCAAGCUAUUCUCCGGCAUGUAAACUUCGAAGUUACGCGAUGCAUUUUGCUUGCAUCUCCAGGAUUCGUAAAAGAUCAUUUCUUUGAAUAUAUGAUGCAAUGGGCUUCUAAAAACGACAACCGUAUGCUUAUCGACAACAAAUCAAAAUUUCUUCUUAUUCACGCUUCGUCAGGAUUUAAACACUCUUUAAAAGAAGUUUUAGCUGAUCCUGCUGUAACAUCGCGUAUGGCCGAUACGAAAGCGAUGGCCGAAGUCAAAGCAUUGGAGAAUUUUUAUGCAGUUUUACAAACAGAGCCAAGCCGCGCCUUUUAUGGUCUCAAGCACGUCUUGAAGGCUAACGAAGGCCAAGCAAUUGAUACCCUUUUGGUGUCUGAUAAUCUCUUUAGGUCUCAAAGUGUAGAAGAACGUAAGACGUACGUUAAGCUGGUUGAAAGUGUUCGAGACAAUGGAGGCACCACGCGCAUUUUCUCCUCUCUUCAUGUAUCGGGUGAACAGUUGACGCAGCUAACCGGUGUGGCUGCGGUACUCAGGUUUCCAAUGCCCGAGCUGGAAGAAGAACCGUUAGACAGUGAUGAAGACUCAUAACAAAGAAACUAAAACGAGGAAUUCCUUGCCUUUUUCAAGUCCAGUUCAAAAAUAUUUCCUGCUGAACUUAAGUUGGAGGUGUAAAUAAAAUAAGGAAGUCACUGCUAA
Molecule: messenger RNA, 1381 nt
Organism: Daphnia carinata
Lineage: Eukaryota; Metazoa; Arthropoda; Branchiopoda; Diplostraca; Daphniidae
Gene: pelo
Product: protein pelota-like
Exons: 8
Coding region: 122-1273 (383 amino acids)
Biological process (GO): RNA surveillance; nuclear-transcribed mRNA catabolic process, non-stop decay; ribosome disassembly
Cellular component (GO): cytoplasm
Source: RefSeq, a predicted model, not a curated record